CUCCUCUCUGUCCCCUCGCGUCCCUAGGAGUGUGGACGGUGCUGUCCGGGGGGCUUUCACGAACCCGACCUCUCCUCCUGGAGGAAAAAAAAAGUCGGGGGCAGCCCCGGGAGCGCGCGGAGAACCCCGAUCCCCCGCGGGGCAGCUCAGGCUGCGGACCAGCCCGGGCGGGGCCCCGGUGCGUCGUGCCUGUCGCCGCUCGUGUCCGGAACGGCGGCCCGGCCGCCCGCUCGGCGCCCCGGGGACCCGCGCCCCGAGCCGGAGCGGCUCCCCUGCCGUCGCGGGACCUGGCCGCGGCCUGCAGCGCCCGAACCCCGGGGAAUGCAGUGGCCCCCGGCCCCUGGCGCCUCCCCGUGCCUGGCCUGGGCCUCCUCGCUCGCCUGCUCCGCGGCCACGACGCUCCUGAGCCGCGCCGGCCGGGCCCCCCUCAUGGCGGCCAAGUGGUUCAAGGAGUUUCCGCUGAACCUGAAGACCGUGUCCGAGCGCGCCCGGCCCGGCGGCGCCGGCAGCGCCAAGCUGCGCAAGAACUCGGAGGCGGGCGGUGCGGGGCCCGCGGCCGGCAAGGGCCGCAAGAACUCGGCGGCCGAGCUGGGGGCCGGCCGGCCGGGCGGCGCGCCCCCCAAGGACAGCCGGCUGUCCCGGGACAGCCUGCAGGGGCUGAUCCAGGCCGCCGCGGGGAAGGGCCGCAAGAACUCGCGGGCCACGGACGACGAGCCCCACCGGGGCGCCAGCAAGAGCUCGGGCUGCAGCACCUACAUCAACAGGCUCAUUAAGGUGGACACGCAGGAGAAGGGCGCCAAGGGCGCGUACCCCGGCGGCGCGGGCGGCAGCACCAGCAGCAGCAGCAGCUGCUCUUCCUCGGCGUCCUCGUCCCCAUCCUCCCUGGGCCCUGAUUUGGACAAGGGCAAGGCUGUGAAGCAGCAAGACACGGUCAUCAUCCUGGAAGACUACGCAGACCCUUACGAUGCCAAGCGGACCAAAGGCCAGAGGGACGCUGAGAGAGUUGGCGAGAAUGAUGGCUACAUGGAGCCCUAUGACGCGCAGCAGAUGAUAACAGAAAUUCGACGUCGCGGCUCCAAAGACCCCCUGGUGAAGGCCCUCCAGCUGCUGGAUGGCCCGUGCGAGCCAGGGGAGCAGGGCCCGAAGGGGGACACGCAGGCCCGGAGGAGGGGCUCCAAGGAGCUGCUGGGGAAGGCCCCCCAGCUGUACGACACGCCCUACGAGCCUGUGGACGGGGCUGCCCCCAGGGCCGAGGGCAAGGCCAGGGCCCCCGACGGUCACGGCCGGCUGCCCGAGAAUGACGGGAGGCCUGCGGCCGAGUACGAGCAGCCCUGGGAGUGGAAGAAGGAACAGAUCGCCCGGGCGCUGUCGGUUCAGUUUGAAGGCGCAGAGCGGCCGUGCGCCAAGGAGGAGACGGGGAGGCAGCAUCUCCGCCAGAAGAGCUGGACCCAGAAGAUCCUGAAGCCAGCGCUGCCCGACCACAGCGAGGGGGAGAGGGUGGACCCCUCCCUGCCCCUGGAGAAGCAGCCCUGGUACCACGGCUCCAUCAGCCGAGCGGAGGCGGAGGGUCUGCUCCAGCCCUGCAGAGAAGCUGGGUACCUGGUCCGGAACAGCGAGUCGGGGAACAGUCGGUACUCCAUCGCGCUGAAGACGAGUCAAGGAUGUGUCCACAUCAUUGUGGCCCAGACCAAGGACAACAAGUACACCCUGAAUCAGACCAGCGCCGUCUUUACCAGCAUCCCGGAAGUGGUACACUACUAUUCCAACGAGAAGCUGCCCUUCAAGGGGGCGGAGCACAUGAGUCUUCUCUACCCAGUGCACAGCAAACUGCACUAGGGCUCAGCCCCAGGUGCAGCUCAGGGCGGGGCUGGCUGCACCCAGGCAUUGCACCUGCCGGUGGAGGACAAAAGCUGUGGCUGCCCCCUCCCUCGUCCCCUGGCCUCCCCCUGCCUGCCUCACUGCCUUCAGGAGCCGUCACCUCCCGUGCUCUCCGCUCUCUCCAGUCGAGUCGGGUGUUCUCCUGAGGAGCGGUGAGUCAGGUGUCGAGAAAACAAAGCCGCUGGUUCUUAGCUGGAACACCUGAUCUCCACCUUUCUGGAAGAUGACAGGAAACGGGCUGUGGGCCGGGAGAAUGUGUGACUCCAGAGGAGGCAGGGCGGGGCACCUCUGCCUUUCUUUCCCCGCCUCAGGGCUGCCCGCAGGCUGCUUUGGCGCUCAGCCUCCCCCUCCCCCCCACCGAGAGGCGGGAGGGGCCGUGUGAUACUUGCCAAUAGAACCAGGGGCUGGUGGCCUGAUUCCCUGGACCAGAGUGAAGCAGCCAAGACAGAUUGCACUUCUGAGUUUCUUUUUUUUUUUUUAACUCUAGAAAUUUUCAGAGCUCCGUCAUCGAGAGUUGUUUUCUUACUGGAUAAUUAUACAGACUUUCUGACACCCUUGUUCUUGUCUCUGUGUGAUCUAGUUAUUCUGGAGACUUUUAUGUUUUUUAGUUUUUGUCCCUCCAGUUAGAUUUGCCUUGUACUUUUAGGGUGGUUCUUUUUUUCUGGACCACAGCCAGAGGUUCUCAGGGCUUCCUUACUCCUGGCUCUGUGCUCAGGGAUCGGUCACUGCUGGCAGGGCUCCAGGGGCCCAUAUGCAGUGCCAGGGAUGGACCCAGCGUGCAAACCAAGCACCCUGCCCACUGUAUUAUCUCUCCAGCGCCCUCCUUAGGGUCAGUUACAAACAUAUCAAUGUAAUCCCAAGAUCUGAUCCUGGGACCCUGCCUUCUAGCCCUUGCCCUUGCACACUGACUGGCCCCAGCUGACCAGUUCAUGCUGUAUAAAAGUAGCUGGAAAGACUCCAGGCUUUUUUCCUAAUUCCCAUUACUUAAGAUAGUAACUUAAUUCCCACAGUAUCGUUACCCCAGUAUCAUAAUCACAGUAUUGUGAUUAAUUCUGGACUCGGUGCCACUGAUUUUCUGUUGAAAAGCUCGUGUGGGAAUAGCUGGGCAUUGACAGGCCGUGAGACGUCUCCUCUGGUGAGCGACUGUGGUGACAACCCUGCAGAAACCUCGAGUCGGAGGCUUGUCCUGGGCUUCCCCAGCUGACCCACGUGCGAAUGUGCUCACUGCCCUCAGUGAACACAUAACUUUGAAAAUUUCUUUUAAGUAUGGAAAACACGGUUCAGUUCAUUUUUCUAGGAAAGCAUUGCUUUUUUAUUAGUGAUCAUUUUACUGAUACGACUUAGAGAUCAGUAAAGAUUUGCUUCUCUAUUCAGUUCAGAUCUUAGCCUGUGGAUUGUGUGAUCAUAGAUCUAAGAAAAACCUUGAGAGUGGGGUUGGAGUGAUAGCUCAGUGGGCAGGGCCCUUGCCUUGCAUGCCGCUGACUUGGGUGUGAUCUUCUGCACCCCAUAUGGUCUCUGAGCACCAGGAGUGAUUCCUUAGCACAGAGCCAGGAGCAAUUCCUAAGCAUUGCCAGGUGUGGCCCCAAAACAAAACAAAAAUCUUGAGAGGAACUUUUUCUCACUGGGUCCAAAUGGUUUGUCAACAAAGAGUUCUGUUUUAUUAAGUAUUGUCAGAAUUUUUAAAAUACGUAUGUGUUCAUGUACUUUAGUACACAAUUUUUUAAAUGUCAUUGUCCUAAUUCCCUUCAACAAAUAUUUAUGAUCUUGCAUAUACAAAUAAUUCAUUGUAUUAAAUUCAUUUUUAAGUUCAACAUUCUAGAAAUGAAGCCUUAUUUUUGAUUCAUCUUAUCCCAUGAAGGAAAUGCAGCAGUUAACCUAAUUUUAAUAAACGCUAAAUGCUUGAUAAAAUUUUUCUGGGUGCCGUAAAUGAUUUUUGGCCCAUCCCCAGCCACCCUGUUAAAUGUGCAAUGAAAUAACCUUUCAGAAGCUG
Messenger RNA from Sorex araneus (European shrew), 3868 nucleotides. It is a transcript of the gene SHE, whose product is annotated as Src homology 2 domain containing E. The transcript is spliced from 6 exons. NCBI's taxonomy places the organism in Eukaryota, Metazoa, Chordata, Mammalia, Eulipotyphla, Soricidae. The record is from RefSeq and is a predicted model, not a curated record. The coding region runs from base 322 to 1836 and encodes 504 amino acids. Gene Ontology annotation, molecular function: phosphotyrosine residue binding.